Messenger RNA from Lycium barbarum (goji berry), 1267 nucleotides. RefSeq names its product putative ripening-related protein 2. The record is from RefSeq and is a predicted model, not a curated record. Lineage: Eukaryota; Viridiplantae; Streptophyta; Magnoliopsida; Solanales; Solanaceae. Bases 799 to 1233 code for a protein of 144 amino acids. The transcript has a single exon.
ACUAAGAAAACGAAGGACAAGAACAAUAACAAUGACGGCAGACCUCAAAUACACAGAAAGAGUGUCAUAUAAAAUGGAACAAAAGAGUAAUAGAAUUGUUGUUAAAUAGUUAAUGGUUUCUACAUUGAAGAAAGAAACAAAUAUUCAUCGAUCAAAUCAUGAUUCAUUCCAAAAUCUGAUAGGUCUUUUGAAGCUGAUUAGUCGGGUGACCCUUUCGUUCUUCCAUGGACCGAUACAUAUACGGAUGCUCUUACAGAAAAGUUGACUUAUAGGUCCAGAAUCUUCGGAAGUUGCUCCAAAAAAACCUUUCUUUCUCGACAAAAAGGACUUUGAGAUAGCCUCGUAGAAAACAUUGGAUGUAACUAGCCUCCAAAGACGGACGAGUAAAAAUCUGCUCCCAUCUUAGAUAAAAAAAAAAACUUAUUACAAACUUGUUUUACCAAGUUUCGGAAGCCAAAAAUACUUCAGUUACAUAAAACAACUAAAAGUUUCAAGGAUGUCACAUCUAUAAAACAAAGAACGGAGUUGCAACAUAUAUUACUUGUAUGAUUAGCCUUUUUUAUCUAGUAAUGCCAAAACUAUCCUAGUCCUAGAAGUUCGAAAACAUUGUAAUUUUUCUUGUGCCGUUACUUUCUUAGUAUUGUUACCUCCUUAUGUUCCAAGGUUUGGAUUUACAUGACCAACUCUAUUAUAUUCCAAGUAUUGUUGGGGGGCAAAUUUUUCUAUAAAUACCUGAGCAACUAUAUCAAGUCUGCACCCAAAAAAAAAGAAGGAAAAAAACCAUCGAGUUUAUAAAAUAUGAAGAAGGGGACUCACUUCAGCACAUUUCAUUAUGUUGCUUUCUUGAUUUUUAUUAUCAUGACUUUUAGCAACACACUAGUUGUUGAAGGUCAGAAAUACAAUGGUCGAAUGAAGGCAAUUUUAACAGUCAAUGACUUUUCAAAAGGUGGUGAUGGAGGUGGUCCAUCAGAAUGUAGUGGUAAAUAUUACCAUAAUUCAAUUCCAAUUGUGGCUUUAUCUACUGGAUGGUACAGUAAAGGGAGAAGAUGUUUCGACAAAAUUACAAUUUAUGCAAAUGGGAAGAGUACAAAAGCCAUGGUAGUUGAUGAAUGUGACACAAGUAGAGGUUGUAAGCAUAACAUUGUUGAUGCUUCUGAAGCUGUGUGGAAAGCUUUGGGUGUUUCUCAACAUGACCCCAAAUAUGGUUUGAUGCACAUCUUCUGGUCUGAUUAAUGAAUUUGAUGUAAUUCUGUUGUUGUCUUGGUAU